Messenger RNA from Ricinus communis (castor bean), 1100 nucleotides. Its product is annotated as tetrapyrrole-binding protein, chloroplastic. Gene Ontology annotation, cellular component: chloroplast. NCBI's taxonomy places the organism in Eukaryota, Viridiplantae, Streptophyta, Magnoliopsida, Malpighiales, Euphorbiaceae. Bases 152 to 940 code for a protein of 262 amino acids. Gene Ontology annotation, molecular function: tetrapyrrole binding. Gene Ontology annotation, biological process: chloroplast-nucleus signaling pathway. The record is from RefSeq and is a predicted model, not a curated record. The transcript has a single exon.
UCACUCCCCACCCCACUUACACAUAUCUCCUUAAGCCUCCAUCAAACCCCCAUCACAACUCUUCUCUACUCUCUACUAUUACUACCCCAUCACCUUAAUAACUUCUCCUCACCAUUUCUCCACCUUAAUUUUCUCACUCUCUCUCUUUCUUAUGGCCACCAAUUCUCUACAAUCCCUCCACCACAACCACCAUUCCCUCCUCAAGCUCCAACAUUCAGACACCACCACACCCUCUUCUCUUUUCCUCAAACCAACCACCACCAACACAUCUCUCUCCCUCUCCAUUUCCUCCUCCUCUACCACCACCCCCACCACCACCACCACCUUUUCUAUCUCCCCUACCACUUCCACUACUCCCUCAACUUCACAAACCUUUUCCCUUGACCUCCUUCAACAGCAUCUCUCCGCUCAAAACUUCCGCCAAGCAGAUGAAGAAACUCGUCGCCUUCUCAUAGUUCUUGCUGGUGAAGCUACACAAAAGAGGGGCUACGUCUUCUUCUCUGAGGUACAGUUCAUCUCUGAAAAUGACCUCAAGGCUAUUGAUGAACUAUGGAAAAAAUACAGCAACAACAAGUUUGGUUACAGCAUUCAAAAGAGAAUUUGGCAGCAGAAGGCUAACAAAGACUUCACCAAGUUCUUUAUCAAGGUUGGGUGGAUGAAGAAGCUUGACACUGAAGUUGAGCAAUACAACUAUAGAUCUUUUCCAACUGAGUUCAUUUGGGAGCUGAAUGAUGAGAUACCUGAAGGUCAUUUGCCUUUGACAAAUGCACUUAGAGGAACACAACUUCUCAAUUGCAUUCUCACUCAUCCUGCCUUUGAUGUCGAGGAAGAGGGAGAAGAAGAAGAAGAUAAAAUUGAUGAUGGAAAUGGAGGACUUAAAGGAUUGAUGGGCUCUAAGCCAUUAAGCAAAAGUGUUUUUAAACCAGAUUAUAGCUUUUGAUGAGUUGGAAAAUUCAAGCAGACACCCAGUACAGAAAAGAAAAAGAAAAAAAGAAACAUGGAAUUUGGGCUUUUAAUAUAUGCAAUGAAAGUGUUAUUAAUUGAAUUGUAUCUUUAAUUCUAUACUCUUUUUAAUCUCAUAUUGUUUUUGUUCUGUUUUC